AUGAGGAUCAAGAGAGCAGAACGGAACACUGGAGAAAAGUCUACUGAGGAGGUAUGCCCGCCGCAUGGACCACCACAGAAACUCGAUCAAAACUAUCAAGAUGAGACCGUUAGAAAAAAGACUGAGAGGACGACCAAGAACCUCGUAUAUCACCCACAUGGAACGAAUAGGAAGGCGCAGAGAGUUUUUUGUAGGAGAAAAUAUGCUAGUACAGGGUUUUCGUGGAAUCUGGUCACCAAGAUCAACUUAAUCAACAGGACUAGAGGCCGUGUUGACUGCCACCAGAAGCCAUGCACUAUAGAAAGCAACUACAGAAAUAUACUAAUGAAAAAGUUAGCAAUCGAAAAAGUAAACAGAGAUAUCUACCGAGCAAUUAGAACAGUUACUUCUAAGUACUUAAAGAAAUCACACAUGGACAGUUACCAUGAGGAGAAAAAGCGUCUCUUGUUCAUUUCGAAACAUCCUGAAAUUUAUAAGAAUGAACUGUAUGGCCAUGUCGGUAGGUGGAACAUAUUGCCAGAUGAAAAUAAUCCUGAAAUGGCGAGAUGUAAUCCACAAAAGCGGAUUAGAUGUUUUUUAGAUUUUGAAAUAAUAAACGAACGAAAGCUUGGUAGGAUGUACAUAGAAAUAUAUAACGAUUUUGUACCUAUCGCUGGUGAAAAUUUUUUGAGAUUCGUUCGUGGUGAAAAAGGGAAAGGCUACAAGAAUACGCAGCUGUACGUGAUCAUGCCAGGGAUCGGUUUGCUGGGCGGGGACGUCGACAACGCUUUUGGGGCCAGCCCUAGGUCCGCCUACGGCAAGCCAUUCGCCAGCGAAAAUCAUUUGCUACGUUUCAGCGGUCCGGGAGUGAUCGCGUCGUUUACGCUUCAUCCUAAUAUUAACUUCUGCCAGUUUUUUAUAUCAUUUCAGGGAUUGCCAUUCUUAAAAGACCAAUACGUUGUCAUCGGAAGAGUGAUAAAGAAUCUGAGGACUUUACAAAUGAUAGAAGAAUUUGGCACCAAGACGGGAACUCCUCGGAAACCAAUUACAAUAACGAAUUGCGGCAUAUUUGCGAAGAAAUAA
This is a messenger RNA of Nezara viridula (southern green stink bug), 1062 nucleotides long. NCBI's taxonomy places the organism in Eukaryota, Metazoa, Arthropoda, Insecta, Hemiptera, Pentatomidae. The record is from the annotation of a GenBank genome assembly.